Messenger RNA from Rodentolepis nana, 1752 nucleotides. NCBI's taxonomy places the organism in Eukaryota, Metazoa, Platyhelminthes, Cestoda, Cyclophyllidea, Hymenolepididae. The record is from the annotation of a GenBank genome assembly.
AUUCUCCUUCACCACGACCACGAUCACCACCACCGCCACCACGACUACAUCAUGAACGUGGUCAGUGACAUCGAACUUUACCUCAGUGCAACUUUCUAUGUUCUCUUCUUUAUCGGCUAUCAAAUCUAUUGCACCGAGUUAGUAUUGUUUCAGAAAAGGGAUGUACAAGCAUUAAUAUCCCUUGGUAUCAUGGCUGCCUUCUACGGACUCACGUUGACAGGUGUCAUAAUUGCUAUAAUGAUUAGCAUGGCAACGAUUGGCAAAUGUCUUCAAGGAAUCAAGAUACUCCCCCAAGUUGUUGGAUUAUUGGUUCUCGCCUUUAUCCUCCCACUGUUGGAGGAUCUCCCGUGGUUGAACUUCUCAGACCACCUGAGAAACUCGAUUUUGGCCUCUGCCGGAUUCCAUGCACAAUUGGUUCGAGCAAUGCUAAUUUGUUGCGACUAUGCUAGCGAAACCGAGCCGAUCAGUUGGAGACGUCUCUUGUCUGAGAGUAUCGGUUUCUCCGCAUUUACCACCGCCUUCAUGACAACUUCUUUCGUUCUUUUUUCGGACUGGAAAAAAUGGCGCGAUGGUGGACACGAGUACAUAUGGAGUGGUUCAUUCAAAUUGGUUCUCAAGAAGCGUGUAGGCAAAGCAACUGAGAUUCGAACACUCUCCCUCCUUCGACUCGCAUUUCGCUUACUUCAAGUGGCAUUUCUGGCGUGUAUAUUCAAGUACUGCAUCUGUGGAGUCAAUAUCGUCAGGGCAUCAGCACCAAUAAUUGAAAGAGUACUAAAACAUCAGAUCAAACUUUCUGACUUUCCCAUUCUUUCCUAUGCCACAUUGAUGGUAGUAAUCCGAUUUAAUUUCUACUAUAUCUUCUCCUACAAAAUGUCACGAUUGGUUGGUGACUUUCAACAAUUUCUCCUUUCACCAGCAUUCAGUCCAAAUUCUGAUAAAAUGAUUGGUGGGAAUGAAAAUGUGAAAAAGGCUUGGAAGAAGACAAAUAUCAUAGAGAAACUCUUCAAGGUAGAUAUAGAAACAGAGUGUCUCAUGCCUGGUGGACCGUGUUGGACAAUGAGUACAGUGACAUCGUCGGAAAUUUGGAGAAAAUUCGACAUUGGAUUAUACAAUGUUCUCAAAUAUUAUAUCUACAUUCCAUGGAUGAAUGUGGUGAAUGGAGUAUUCUGCAGAGGUGAUGAAGUUGAGAGAAGCAGACUGAGUUCCCUUCUCAGCAACAUCAGUGCUACCUGUGGUGCCCUACUUACGUUCCUCUUCGUUCUGACAUUUCACCACUGGACCAUGGGAAAUAAAAUCUGGGUUAUGCUCAGCUUCACAUUCUGGUUGAUUGAGAGAAUUGCCAUUCAGUACUUCCGAAAGAACAAUACGAGUGAAUAUUUGGAGAAUCGUUUUUCGCCUGCCUGGGAACAUCGUAUUCGAACAGGAGCCUGUGCUCUACUUCAAGUUGCCAACCUCAUCAGUUUCCUCUACUUUGUCACUGACUACACAACUGGUGAUUUCUUGAUGAAAACCAUGCUUACACAUCCAUCUCAUAGACGGUACAAUUCUUCUUUUCUCAUCACUUUGUCCUCCUUCAUGAAGCCCGCUGCCUCCUUUGCUAUCAAUUCAAUAAGCAACCAACUCCCCCCUUCCACUGUCUACCUCAACUACUUAUCUGUCGAAGGUGGAUUAAUUAUUGUCUUGGAAGAUAUGCCUGGGAAAUCGAUCCCUGCACACGGUGCUACACCUCGAGGACUAUCAACCACGUCCUGA